CCACUCCCCCUCUCUCGUUCCUCCUUUGGUGCGCCUGGAAGGGAUAGCUCAGUUAUCAGGUAGUAGCAACGCACACAAUCUAGCUGAGGACGUGAAGACAACUGUGUAACAGGGGGAGGGUCGUAGAGAUACAUUUAAUCUUAGGUAACUACAAUUAAUGGUCGGAAUGAGACAUUUUGCGUUCCUUCUGAUCCCACUCCUUGCGCUGGUGUCUUCGGUGCGGGCGGAUGCGAAAAGUGGGAAAGAGACUGAAAAUGCGGGGAAUUUUAUGGAAGAUGAGCAAUGGCUGUCAACCAUUUCACAAUACAGCCGCAAGAUUAAACACUGGAAUCGCUUCAGAGACGAAGUAGAGGAUGACUACAUCCGGACAGUAGAGGACACCCAAGGCUCUGAGGAAAGUUUGGACACCACCAAGGACCCCUGUCAGAAAGUGAAGUGCAGUCGCAACAAGGUGUGCGUUGCCCAGGGUUACCAACGUGCCAUGUGCAUCAGCCGCAAGAAACUGGAGCACCGGAUCAGGCAGCCAGUGCUUAUUCACCCACAUGAGAAGAGCUGCAAAACGUGCCCAGUAGUCAGCGUUGUGCCUGUGUGUGGGUCGGAUGGACACAACUAUGCCUCAAAGUGUAAGCUGGAGCAGCAGGGUUGUCUCACGGGGAAGGAGUUGAGUGUGAGGUGUGAAGGCCUGUGUCCCUGCACGACACCCGCCAGCCGCAUCACCAGCGUCGAGGCCAAACAUGAGACCUGCACGGGACAGGACCUGGCAGACCUUGGGGACCGUCUCCGAGACUGGUUCCAGCUUCUCCAUGGCAACGCCAAGCAGAACAACUCGGGCAAGCCGGGACCAGGCACGGCCUCAGACAUGAAGAUGGAGCGCAAAUUAGCGCUGACAAUGACAGCCACCUGCAAAGACUCCAUCGGCUGGAUGUUCUCCAAGCUGGACACCGACAGUGACCUGUACCUGGGCCAGCCGGAGCUGGCUGCCAUCAAUCUGGACAAGUACGAGGUCUGCAUCCGGCCCUUCUUCAACUCCUGCGACAGCGACAAGGACGGGAAGGUGUCCAUGGUGGAGUGGUGCUUCUGCUUCUGGAGAGAGAAGCCUCCCUGUCUCGCAGAGCUGGAGAGGAUGCAGGUGCAGGAGCCUGCCAAGAUGAGGCUGGGCAUGUACAUCCCCAGUUGUGACGAAGAUGGCUACUACCGCAAAGUUCAGUGUGACCAGUCCAGGGGCGAGUGCUGGUGCGUGGACCAACACGGCGGAGAACUGAUGGGCUCCCGAAUCCAUGGCAACCCGGACUGUGACGAGGUGGCCGGCUACUCCGGGGACUUCGGCAGCGGCGUGGGCUGGGACGACGAGGAGGAGAAGGAGGCUGAGGAGACCGGCGAGGAGGCCGAGGAGGAGGAAGAGGAGGAGAGGGCGGAGGCCGACGACGGAGGCUACAUCUGGUAGACGGCCCGCGCUGGACCCAGCCAAGAGCACCUGUGGUUCAGUUGUAGCAUCCCCCUCUCUCCCCCUCCACCCUACCUCCACCCCCAUACCCCUCAAUCAUGCUCAUCCCCACAUACACAGUUCUCCCCCCUGCCCUCCCCUCCCUGAAACCCCAGUGGAACCUCACACUACCAAUUUACUGGAAGGGUCUAUAGGGAACACAGAAAGAGCAGAUCUUGUCCUUUAUGUCCACGUGUUCAAAGCUUUAUUCCAUGUCUUAAUCUGUUCUGCUGGGCCACCAGAGAAGUUAGUUGCUGUGCUCUCGUUACACAAAAACUGGCGCCACAGUUGACAUCAAUGUACAAAAAUGGCUGCAGUCUAAUGGCGAGUAGCCUCGGUCUGGGGAGGUCUUAGCCACCUUGUUGUCAUAGCUCUCCGCGUAUGCUAACGAACAUGCACCACCUGCCAGUCUAGCGACUGACUUCAUGACUCGUGUAAAUACAGCACAAUAACCCCAUCAGUCCCUGGGAAGGAUGGUACGAGUUAAGAGUUGGGUCUAAUGCCAUUCAGCAAUGACUAAACGUGACAUUGGCAAUGCAAUAAAAACAACCUCCCGUAUGGCAUCACAGUGGUACUUCUAAGUGUGAACACAAACCGGAAUCGGAUUGGCCUCACUCGAACAGCUUUGAUGCGUUUUUUUUUUUCCCUUUUAACUUUGGGAGGAGGGAGAGUUGGGGGAGGGCUAGAGAGAAAAAAAGAAGAAAAAUUAAACUGGCAAGCCCAAAUCCCAUAGCAAUGAUGCAUGAAGCUAACUGCUACCAAAAUAACUCUUGCUUUGGGGUGCGAUUCAGCACUGCAGAUAGAUGGAGAUUGGCUAAGUGUGCUGAGAGCACAUGCUCUGAUAGAUGUCUUAGACUCGUCCCCUGAUGUGGCUGCUCAGAUGUUCAAAGAGACAUCAUUCUGUAAUCUUACAAAUUACAGCUCUUUCUUUCAUACACUCAUGAGCGCACAUAGCACUGACCACUGAAGCGAAUAGAUUCAGACCUUUUAUUUUGUUUUUAUUUCUUUCCUGGUGACUAUUGACGAGAUUAAGUUUCUAAGCUACUUAUGAGUUGGUUUGCGUGUGUUCUGAAAAUAUUAAUUAGAAGUAUAUAUAUAUAUGCUGUUUCAUCCCCUUCAAGAAAAAGUGAAAUUUUAAAAAAGAAUCAUAUUCUCAUCUCCCUUUAAGGAACUGCCCAAGGAGUUCUCAUUAAUGAUGAAUGUGCCACGCUUUGUUUCAGUUUUUUCAGCGUGUUACCUGUGUAUUUUCUUUCUGUUGUCUCAUAAACUGUGUACGGUACUUGAAACCUCGCUGUUGGAAUUUUGGUUUUCUAAAAAAAAAAAAGAACAAAUAAGUUGUCGUCAUUUGUUCAUUCUCGAGAUACAUCAUUGGCGAGAUACAUAGGUAGGUGUAGAAAUUUGGUUGUUUUUAGUAAUUGCAUGUUGGUGAACAAGAAUGUAUUUCUACAGGCUGAGCACUUUAUUCCCGAUAAGACACCCAGAUAAGAGACGAUGGGGCACCUGGCCAAGACAGGGUCCCAGUCGUGUCCAGAGUCGUGUCCACAGUCGUCUGUUAUCUGGGCAGAAGCCUCAGAGUUCUUACACACACAAACACACACACACACAUGCCAUGUCCCACCCUCUGCCAAAUUCAGAUGGACAGUCAAAGCAAAGGACGUCCUGGAAGUAUGGAAAUGUGUUGAUAUGUGAUCCGUUUCUACAGAAUUUGGCAUUUUAAAAAACGCAAUGUGUGGACAAAUACAACGAGAUAUACUGUAUAUUACUGAUAGUUUUAAGUAGGAAUAAAUCGUCCCGGGGAAAUGCUAUAUAUAAAUAUGUAUGCAUAGUCAUAUGUGUCUGGUUAAUUUUGUAAUGAAACUGAGAUCACUAUCCUUCCAGAAGUAGAAAAAUUCACUAUAUCAAUGCAGAGUAUUUCUUCUGGUCAGAACCGACGUUUUAAAAAAAGACUAUAUGUAUUAGAAUCAAUUGGGUUGGCAAGCACUGCGUUUUGCAUCCAACUCAGUCAGCGAUUCUUCAGAGCAACGUUUCAGUCAUGCUUUAGUCCCCCAGAGGUGCUGUAAGGGAGAGAUAAGGAAGUGUCGAUUGUGAAAUCCUGCACACAUUUACAAAAGGAUUCAGUCAUUUCAGCCACAGAGCUCCCAGGGCUUCGGAGUGGCCGAGGAAUCGAAAAUAGAACUUCAGUGAAGCCACCAAGGCUCAGAAGGUUUUUUUUUUUUUUUUGCUCUCUUAGGGGGGACAUUUACCAA
Messenger RNA from Alosa sapidissima (American shad), 3729 nucleotides. RefSeq names its product testican-2-like. Bases 158 to 1444 code for a protein of 428 amino acids. The transcript has 11 exons. The record is from RefSeq and is a predicted model, not a curated record. Lineage: Eukaryota; Metazoa; Chordata; Actinopteri; Clupeiformes; Clupeidae. Gene Ontology annotation, molecular function: protein binding; calcium ion binding.